Molecule: messenger RNA, 1686 nt
Organism: Cordyceps militaris CM01
Lineage: Eukaryota; Fungi; Ascomycota; Sordariomycetes; Hypocreales; Cordycipitaceae
Product: acyl-CoA dehydrogenase family protein
Exons: 3
Coding region: 1-1686 (561 amino acids)
Molecular function (GO): acyl-CoA dehydrogenase activity; flavin adenine dinucleotide binding
Source: RefSeq, a predicted model, not a curated record
AUGCGCCGGCUGUUUGGGUUGCAUUUUCUCCCGAAAAGCGCUUGUCUGCCAACUCUAUUUUUUCCCUCCCAUCCUCCCGUCAACACAUCCGGCCUUGCUUCUCGUCCAUCCUCACAAGAAGCACUCUCUCGCCAGUCCCUUCUCCCGUUCCUUGUCCCGCCCGUCACCUCCCAACCACACAGCAAUGGCCCCCCCAGCCGAGACCUUUUCCCGCGAGGACGUGCCAUCGUCUAUGACCUGACCGACUUCGCCAUGGCGCACCCCGGCGGCGAGGCCGUCCUGCUGCAAGUCGCCGGCCAGGACGCCACCACGAGCUUUUACAACCUGCACCGCCAGGAAGUCCUCCAAAAGUACAGCGACCUCGCCAUCGGCACUGUCAAGGGCGAGACGCCCCAGGUCGUCGUCCCCCAGCCCGGCGACCUAUCCCCGAUCCCCUACGCCGAGCCCCUCUGGCUCACGCCCGCCUUCCACACGCCCUACUACAACGACUCCCACCGCGCCCUGCAGAAGGCCGCCCGCGUCUUCGUCGACGAGCACCUCAUCCCCGAGGCCCAGGAGUGCGAGACCACCGGCCGCUACAUCUCCCAGGCCAUGAUUGACCGCAUGGCCCGCGAGGGCAUCCUGCACAUGCGUCUCGGUCCCGGCAAGCACAUGCACGGCGUCAGCCUCUUUGGCGGCGUCAUGCAGGGCGACAAGUUUGACUACUUCCACGACCUCAUCAUCGGCCAGGAGUUCUCCCGCACCAUGCAGCGCGGCUUCCAGGACGGCAACAUGGCCGGCAUGACCAUUGGUCUCACCUGCGUCCUCAACUUUGCCCACGACGAGGCCUGGAAGAAGAAGAUCGCCGACGAGGUCUUUAGCGGCAAGAAGAAGCUCUGUCUCGCCAUCACCGAGGCCUUUGCCGGCUCCGAUGUCGCUGGCCUGCGCACGACGGCCGAGAAGACGCCCGACGGCAAGCACUACAUUGUCAACGGCACCAAGAAGUGGAUCACCAACGGCUGCUGGAGUGACUAUUUUGUCACAGGUGUGCGAACCGGCAAGCACCUCUCCGUGUUGCUGAUUCCCCGUGGUGAGGGCGUCGAGACCAAGCCCAUCAAGACGUCGUACUCGCCCGCCGCCGGAACCGCCUACGUAACCUUUGACAAUGUCAAGGUGCCCGUCGAGAACCUGCUUGGCGAGGAAAACAAGGGCAUUCAUGUCAUUCUGUCCAACUUUAACCACGAGCGCUGGAUGAUGUGCACGGCCACUGUCCGCUCCAUCCGCACCAUUGUUGAGGAAUGCCUCAAGUGGUCCAACCAGCGCCUCGUCUUUGGCCAGCGCCUGAUUGACCAGGCCGUUAUUCGUCACCGCCUCGCCAAAAUGAUUGCCCUUGUCGAGUCUCACCAGGCCUGGCUCGAGAGCAUCACCUAUCAAAUGUGCCACAUGCCUUACAAGCAGCAGGCCCAGCACCUCGCCGGACCCAUUGGCCUGCUCAAGAUGAGCUGCACCCGCGCCGCCCACGAGGUCGCCGACGAGUCCGUCCAGAUUUGGGGUGGCCGCGGCCUCACCCAGACUGGCAUGGGCAAGCACAUUGAAAUCUUCAACCGCACCUACAAGUUUGACUCGAUUCUCGGCGGCUCCGAGGAGAUUCUCGGCGAUUUGGGCGUCCGCCAGGCCAUGCGCAACUUUCCCAAGUCCAUGUUGUAA